Molecule: messenger RNA, 2616 nt
Organism: Paracoccidioides lutzii Pb01
Product: cytochrome c1, heme protein, mitochondrial
Exons: 13
Coding region: 1-2616 (871 amino acids)
Biological process (GO): reciprocal meiotic recombination; meiotic recombination checkpoint signaling
Cellular component (GO): nucleus; chromosome
Molecular function (GO): electron transfer activity; ATP hydrolysis activity; heme binding
Source: RefSeq, a predicted model, not a curated record
AUGCAGCCCCCUGCCAACCGGAAAGAGAUAGACACCAGGCCUACUUUGCACAUCGAGGCCCGAGUCAAGAAUGACGAAGACAUCAUCAUCCGAACGGACAUGAUCCGCGAUGAAGUGACGAAAUGGCUCUUGGAGACGUUCGCCGUGCUAAGCUUGGGACAGGAAAUAACCUCCUUCGCUGACAUGGAUGCCGGUCACGCACAAUACCUGGACGUGAUCAAGGUGAUGGAAUGUGUGGGUCAGCAGCAGGGGAGCGGUGCAUAUCGGCUAGAAGAUGUUGAGCUGAACGUGCAGGCAUACCAGCUCCGGGGAUCUGAUGUUGCCGACGACAAUUCUCAGCAGACAUAUGCUACUGCAAAUGGGAAAAGUGAUGAAGACGGGCCCCAAGCACGGAUUAUCAGCCUCCCCAGUAAGGAGCUGGAUGGGGUGUGGGAGUCGCUCCUAUUUGAUGAGCUGAUACCGUCAACUCUACUGCGAGCGGUGAGCAGGAUGCUUGUGUUUUCUUGGAGUAAACUGAACACCUGGACGAUCAAUUGGAACAGACUUAUCCUGCUCUAUGGCCCGCCGGGGACCGGCAAGACCAGUCUUUGCCGUGGGCUAGCACAGAAACUGUCAAUCCGCGUGGGCAAACAGUUUGCGCAGAGUAAGAUGGUAGAAAUCAAUGCGCACUCAUUAGGGAGUAAAUACUUUAGUGAAAGUGGGAAGCUCGUGACCAAAAUGUUUGACAAUAUCGAAAAUAUGCUGGAGGAGGAACCAGAUACAUUUACAUGUGUGUUCAUCGACGAGGUGGAAACAUUGACGGCCAAACGAGAGAAGAGCGUACAGGGCAACGAGCCCUUUGACGCAAUGAGAGCAGUUAAUGCUAUUCUGACAGCACUGGAUCGGCUCAGACACCGACCCAAUGUGGUUGUUCUUUGUACGAGCAACCUUAUAACUGCUUUGGAUUCUGCAUUUCUCGACCGGGUUGACAUAAAGCAGUUCAUCCCUCACCCAACCAGCCGGGUCAUAUACGAGAUAUACAGGAGCUGCCUGGAGAACCUGAGCGAAUGCGGGCUGAUUCACGGAUCAACCUUUGACGUGAUCCGUGUCGAGCAGGACAAUCCAGCCACAGAGUUGAAGUAUGUCUCGUGCCCAGCAGAGACAUUGGUUCUCCCCAGCCAUACAGAGUUGGUGUUGUGGUACCAGCUUUUUCCGGAGUCCAUUCCCAAGCAGCUGGCAGAUGUAGCUGAGGCGAGUGUGGGGUUGAGUGGUCGUAGUUUGCGCAGACUGCCAGUACUAUCACUGGUUCUGCAUACAGACCACGCGAGUUGCAGUAUUGAGCAAGCCGUGCGGGCGCUGGCUCGGGGGGUGGAGGAGGAGAAAAGGGCAGUGCGGAGGCAGGAGAAAGUUCCUGCAAUAAUUGAUGCCAAUCAAGUGUCAGCGUUUGUCACUCAUUUGUCACCUACUGCCAAGCACCAAUCAGCGCGCGUCCAACCAAAUUCCUUCAACUUUCUUCCCCUGCAACUUGCUCGAGUUUCUAUACAGAACUCCCUCCGCCGCCCCUCUAAUCCAUCCGAGACAACGCCCCUUCUCCCCCGCUUCUCUCAUCCGCAGCCACGCCUUUUCCACUGCCCCUCCACUGCGGCGGGAAUUCCACUCUCUGCAAACAUGUUCGCCAGAUCCGUUGCGCGCAAUGUGCCCGCCAAAGCCAUCUCCCGUCAGACUUUCCGACAAACAAUGCGAGACUCUUCCACAACCUCCGGCUCCCGCGUUGAGUCACCCUUCUACCUUACCCUCUCCGCCUCUGCAGCCACUGUCACCGCUGUCGGCGCGGUUGCAUGGUACUACCAUUUAUAUGGCCAGGAGGCGUUUGCUAUGACACCUGCUGAAGAAGGGUUACAUCCAGCGAAAUACCCAUGGGAACAUACAAAAUGGACCAAGACAUUUGACCACCAAGCCCUCCGCCGCGGUUUCCAGGUAUAUCGCGAGGUAUGCAUGGCCUGUCACUCACUCACCCGUGUUCCUUGGCGCGCAUUCGUGGGUACUAUACACACCGUAGAUGAGAUGAAAGCCAUGGCCGAAGAAUACGAGUACGACACCGAACCUAACGACCAGGGCGAGAUCGAGAAACGUCCCGGCAAGCUGUCCGACUACAUCCCUCCCCCAUACAAGAAUGAAGAGGCUGCACGUGCCGCGAACAACAGCGCUCUGCCCCCGGAUUUGAGUUUGAUGGUCAAAGCUCGCCAUGGCGGCUGUGACUAUAUCUUUAGUUUGUUGACUGGGUAUCCCGAUGAGCCUCCAGCCGGGGCCACCGUUCAGGAGGGAUUGAGCUUUAACCCUUACUUCCCCGGAACUGGCAUCGCCAUGGCUCGCGUCCUGUUCGAUGGCCUCGUCGAAUACGAAGAUGGCACCCCCGCUACCACGUCACAGAUGGCCAAGGAUGUAACUGAGUUCCUCAACUGGACCGCUGAGCCGGAGAUGGACGAGCGCAAGAAGAUGGGCCUGAAAACCCUCGCCAUUACCGCCAUGCUGACCGCCAUCAGCAUUUGGAUCAAGCGUUACAAGUGGGCACCCAUCAAGUCGCGGAAGAUUGUCUACACUCCACCCGUUAGCAGGCCUCCUAUCACCAAACGUUGA